GAAUGGAACUUUUUCCGGUUGGAGACGUGGCUCUGCUUUUUUGUACCGCUGCAAGUCUGACUGCUCGAACCGCACAAGAAAUAAACAAAGACCUUUUAUUUACGUUUUAUUAACCAGGCGUUUAUUGUUUUUACUGAAGCUAUUGGGUACCUUGACUGCUGAAUUAAGCGCCUUAAGACGGAUCCAAAAUGGUGCUCUUGGCAGCUGCAGUAUGCACCAAGUCAGGAAAAGCCAUAGUGUCACGGCAGUUUGUGGAGAUGACACGCACUCGCAUCGAGGGUCUCCUGGCUGCCUUUCCUAAACUGAUGACAACGGGAAAGCAGCACACCUUUGUAGAGACAGACAGCGUGCGCUACGUCUACCAACCAUUAGAGAAGCUUUACAUGGUUCUCGUCACCACAAAGAACAGCAACAUCCUGGAGGACUUGGAGACGCUGCGGCUCUUCUCUCGUGUGAUCCCUGAGUACUGCCGUGUGCUGGAGGAGAGUGAGAUCUCUGAACACUGCUUCGAUCUUAUAUUUGCUUUUGAUGAAAUUGUUGCUUUGGGCUACAGGGAAAACGUUAACCUGGCCCAGAUCCGAACCUUCACUGAAAUGGACUCACACGAGGAGAAGGUCUUCCGUGCAGUCAGAGAGACCCAAGAACGAGAAGCGAACGCAGAGAUGAGGCGGAAGGCUAAAGAGCUGCAGCAGGCAAGACGGGAUGCAGAGCGUGCUGGCAAAAAGGCACCAGGUUUUGGGGGCUUUGGAAGUUCAGCAAUGAGCAGCUCGGCUACCAUCAUCACAGACUCGGUGAUGGAACCAGAGAAGCCUAAAUCAGUUCCUGUAUCAGUUAGAACAAGUGGUCCUAGUAAAGCACUGAAGCUGGGUGCCAAAGGAAAGGAGAUUGACAAUUUUGUAGACAAACUCAAGUCGGAGGGAGAAAAUAUUAUCAUGCCAAGUGCUGGAAAGAAAGCUUCAGAUGUAUCUAAAGUUCUCCAGCCUCCAGUGAACACAGAAUGCGUUCAUCUGAAGAUAGAAGAGAAGAUAUCUCUGACCUGUGGACGGGACGGUGGGCUGCAGAACAUGGAGAUCUUGGGAAUAAUCACGCUGAGAGUCUCGGAUGACAAAUACAGCCGCAUCCGCUUGCAAAUUAACAACAAUGACAAGAAAGGCGUGCAACUGCAGACCCAUCCUAAUGUAGAUAAGAAGCUGUUCACUGCUGACUCUGUGAUUGGACUGAAAAACCCAGAGAAGUCUUUUCCCCUCAACAACGAUGUGGGUGUCCUGAAGUGGAGGCUACAGACCACAGAUGAGUCCCUCAUUCCUUUAACCAUAAACUGUUGGCCUUCAGAAAGUGGCAGCAGCUGCGAUGUCAACAUUGAGUAUGAGCUCCAGGAGGAGGGCCUCGAACUCAACGAUUUAGUCAUCACCAUCCCAGUGCCGGCAGGAGUUGGUGCCCCUGUUGUUGGAGAUCUCGAUGGUGAGUAUCGCCAUGACAGCAGGAAAAACAUCCUUGAAUGGUCUCUGCCUGUCAUUGAUGAAAACAACAAGACCGGAAGUAUGGAGUUCAGCAUAGCCGGGAGACCAAACGACUUCUUCCCAUUGAACGUCUCAUUUGUGUCUAAACGCAACUAUUCCAACAUUCUGGUGGCCAAAGUGACCCAUGUAGACGGGGACAGCCCGGUGAAAUUCUCCACCGAGACUUCCUUUGUUGUCGACAAGUAUGAGAUACUCUAAAGACUUUUAAAGCGAAAUGUUUCUAGCCUGCCUGCCUACCUGUGUAACAGUUCGGACACAGUACAACCAGAAUGUCCAAGUCUCUCCCAGUGGCGUGCAGCAUUUGUGUAUUUGUUUGUAUGGCAAAGGAAGUUAUAUAUGUUUAUAUAAAAUGAAUCUAAGAGGUAAACGAACCACAUCGUAACA
Messenger RNA from Tachysurus fulvidraco (yellow catfish), 1904 nucleotides. It is a transcript of the gene arcn1b, whose product is annotated as archain 1b. Gene Ontology annotation, cellular component: cytosol; COPI vesicle coat. Bases 189 to 1718 code for a protein of 509 amino acids. Gene Ontology annotation, biological process: endoplasmic reticulum to Golgi vesicle-mediated transport; retrograde vesicle-mediated transport, Golgi to endoplasmic reticulum; Golgi localization. Lineage: Eukaryota; Metazoa; Chordata; Actinopteri; Siluriformes; Bagridae. The record is from RefSeq and is a predicted model, not a curated record. The transcript is spliced from 10 exons.